Molecule: messenger RNA, 1182 nt
Organism: Caenorhabditis briggsae
Lineage: Eukaryota; Metazoa; Nematoda; Chromadorea; Rhabditida; Rhabditidae
Exons: 9
Coding region: 1-1182 (393 amino acids)
Source: RefSeq, a predicted model, not a curated record
AUGAGCCGGAAACUUCUAGAAGAAGAACAUUUCAAAGAUUCAGAAUUGCUAUUCAAUUUUGGAAGUUUGGAAAAUCGGAAAAAAUAUUCCACACGAAAAGUCAUUUUUUCAACUACAAACUAUACAAAUCCCACUAACGUAGAAUCUACAGUAUCUCAAUACAAUGACGACUGUAAAAUACCACAAAUCGAUCCAUGGGAUUAUACAGUAAUCCCAUUUUUGGACGAAAGCGAUAAAACGAAAAACUGCAAUCGGACAUGGAAACCGUAUACAGAAUUGGCGAAGGGAAAAUGGAAAAUUGUCACUAAGGAGCAGAAUUUAACUUGUAAGGCAAGUUUAGUAUGCCACACCUGGACCAGCCUAAAAAGUCCCGUAAACAUAACCGAUUGGUUUCCACCGGGACCCACGGAUUGUGAAUUUCUGGAAACUGCUUGUUGGAAAAAUAAAACCGAGGAGGCCUAUGGAUAUAUUCAUACACAAAUUCGACCAAAAAAUUUGGAAAAGCCAAAAAUCAGAAAGGAGGAUCAUCCGGAUGUUUUUGUGUUUUUAGUGGAUUCUGUGGCAACUGGAAUGGCCAGACGAUCUCUCCCGAAAACCCUUGGAUACCUAAAAACCAAAUUCAAAGCUGUCGAAUUUCCAUUUGUGAGCCCAGUCGCCGCGCGGAGUCAAGUCAACGCUGUCCCUUUAUGGUUUGGAAAACAAGUGGAAGCUGGAACUCAAAAAGGUGGAAAAACAAUAAAAGUGGAUUGGACGGAGGAGGAGUACUGUAAAACGUUUCUGGAUAAUCGCACGGAUAUGUUUAGGGAGUUUGAGAAAAUUGGGUAUAAGACAGCCUACAUAGACGACUGGUCCAGUCAAACGCUCACAAACAAUCCGGAUUGUAAAGGCUUCCAAAAUUUCUACACCACUCACAAUUUCAAUUUAUUCAACAAAAUAUGGGAUUAUACUGGAUUGAAGAUCACCAAGAAGCAUUUAAAUGGACAAUUCUGUCGAGAGGUCCAUCAAUCGGCUAUGGAAUAUUUUGAGCAGUUUGCAGAGGCCUAUUCAGAUGAUCCAAAAUUCUCAUGGAACUGGUUUGUACAUUUGGCACAUAGUCAUUUGUCGGGAGCUGAUCGAAUGGAUACCCCUAUGGUGGAUAUGUUCAGAAGGAAUAUGGAGAAGGUCCGGCCCAAACAGCUCUAG